This is a messenger RNA of Papaver somniferum (opium poppy), 1535 nucleotides long. RefSeq names its product auxin-responsive protein IAA16. Gene Ontology annotation, cellular component: nucleus. Bases 272 to 1087 code for a protein of 271 amino acids. NCBI's taxonomy places the organism in Eukaryota, Viridiplantae, Streptophyta, Magnoliopsida, Ranunculales, Papaveraceae. The transcript is spliced from 5 exons. The record is from RefSeq and is a predicted model, not a curated record. Gene Ontology annotation, biological process: regulation of DNA-templated transcription. Gene Ontology annotation, molecular function: protein binding.
UUACGUAAAACCCUAUUACUCCUCUGAAUAUUCAUAUAUCAAUAUUCAUCCGCAACUCUCUCUCUCUUUUUCUUCGUAGCUUUCUCUUAAUCCAAUCUUUUGUUCAUCCAAGAAAGGCUUUUUUCAGAACCAAAGCGGAAGAAACAAUAAUAUAUGAGAUUCUAAACCCUUUGAAACACAUAGAGGAGUACAGAAGAAGAAAAAAAAGGUUUUUCUUGAGACAAAUUAAUAAAGUCUAGAGAAGGGCCAAGUUGGUCCAAAACCAACUAAAAUGAUCGGAGGUGCCCAACGGAAAGAGCUCAAUUUGAUAAAUUUCGAAGAAACAGAAUUACGUUUAGGAUUACCUGGUGGUGGUACUAGUAGUGGAAAUAAUAGUGAAGUUGAGAAUGGGAAGAACUCUUCAGGAAAAAGAGGAUUUUCAGAGACAAUUGAUUUAAAGCUUAAUCUUGAGACUUCAUUGUCUGCUUCGAUAAAAGAAUCGUCGGAAUUAGUAUUAAUGGAUCAUCAUCAGAAUAAUAAUGAGAAGGUCACUAAGAGUUCGUUAGUGUCCGAGAAUAAAAGUAUUAAGGAUAAAACUAGUGUUACUAGUUGUUCUAACGACGAUCACCACGCCAAGCCGUCCGCUCCCAAGGCACAAGUUGUAGGUUGGCCGCCUGUUCGAUCAUAUCGCAAGAAUGUUCUGUCUGUACACAAGAGCAAUACAGAAGUGGUCAGCAACAGCAACAACGUUGCCUUCGUUAAAGUUAGCAUGGACGGUGCACCUUACCUUCGGAAGGUUGAUUUGAAGUUGUACAAAAGUUACCAAGAACUUUCUCAAGCCUUGGGGAAAAUGUUCAGUUCUUUCACAAUAGGUAACUGUGAAACUCAAGGGAUGAAAGAUUUUAUGAACGAGAGUAAAUUGAUGGAUCUUUUAAAUGGGUCCGAGUACGUCCCGACUUAUGAAGACAAAGAUGGUGACUGGAUGCUCGUAGGCGAUGUACCAUGGAGGAUGUUUGUCGACUCCUGCAAACGCUUACGGAUCAUGAAAGCAUCAGAGGCAAUUGGCCUUGCACCAAGAGCGGUGGAGAAAUGCAGGAACAGAAGCUGAAUACUAAAUCUCUUUCUAUCAUUCAAUCUGGAUAAUGACCUGUUCAUUGAGCUCCCGGUUUCUUCGAAAGCGAAAACAAACGACAACAAAUGGUGCUGUAGACUGAAUUUUGUCUGGGGUGUCUCUGAAUUUGUCUGUACUUUAUUUAAAUUGGGUUGCUAAGGGGGUAUUGGUAUCAAAGAUUCAAAAUCGAAGGAAAAGAAAAAGAAAACUGCUCGUUUUACUGUGUGCGUAUGGGUUCUAUUCUAAGACCUGGCUGUAUUUAUAAGCCUGUUUUCUUUCUACUAUUAAUGUUUUUUUAUUAAUCCGUUACCGUAAUUCGUUUUUAUUUGCAGUGGGGUAGCUUUUUAUUUGCAUGUAAAAAUUCAUUAAUUUGUACUUUGUAGUAUGAUCAUUUGUUUACUUGGCUAAAUAAGGGCCUACUACACUUAAUUUGGCCCUACUAAUG